Echinococcus granulosus is the source of this 4104-nucleotide messenger RNA. RefSeq names its product DNA-directed RNA polymerase I subunit rpa1. Gene Ontology annotation, cellular component: RNA polymerase I complex. The record is from RefSeq and is a predicted model, not a curated record. Gene Ontology annotation, biological process: DNA-templated transcription. The transcript is spliced from 20 exons. Gene Ontology annotation, molecular function: DNA binding; DNA-directed RNA polymerase activity. Bases 1 to 4104 code for a protein of 1367 amino acids. Lineage: Eukaryota; Metazoa; Platyhelminthes; Cestoda; Cyclophyllidea; Taeniidae.
AUGGGUAGCGUUUUUUUGGACCUCUCCGUACAGUACGAUGGAACGGUUCGCGACUCUGGUGGUUCGGUGAUCCAGUUUCGCUACGGUGACGAUGGCCUUGACGUCUGCCAAUCGACUUUUCUGAAGCCUGAGGGCUUCCAUUUCUUUGCAGAGAAUGCAGAACUGCUGGCAGAGCGUUGGCGUUGCCCCUUAGAUCCUGAGCUCUACCGCAAACUGACCGAGCAAAAUCCCCUCUCUCCGGAACUUGCUCGAAAGGUAGAUGAAGUGGCCGUCAAACGACUCACUAUCUUACAGACAUCGCUUAGCGCCAAGAAGUUGGCCCACUUAAAGAAGCGCAGGGAUCGUGCUCAGCGAAAACUCACCGAAACUGCAUCUUUGAGCACUCUUUCGGAACCUCCCUGUACUAUGGCGGCGGAUCUACGAACCAUUGUUCCGCCUGGAGAGCCAGUGGGUCUAUUAGCGGCCCAGUCAGUGGGUGAGCCCUCUACCCAGAUGACGCUAAAUACCUUCCACUUUGCUGGUCGUGGUGAAAUGAACGUCACUCUGGGCAUUCCUCGCCUUCGGGAGGUGCUGAUGUCCGGUUCUGCGGUUAUCGCCACACCCUGCAUGGAGGUGCCUAUUCUACCCACUUCCGGGGCCAAAUCCAGGGCUGAGCACAUUGCCCGUGAGAUGUACAGGUUGCGUCUUGCUGAGGUUAUCAAAUUGCCCCUCAGCAUGGAGGUUGACUACUCGUCGGACUCAUGUUCGCUCACUUUUAAUCUUCUGCCUCCCUCGUCAUACCAGUCGCGCACUAAUGUCGGUGCCCGUCGCAUCAUUCACUUUUUUGAGCGCGUUCUCUUCGUCGACUUGAGCAAACGCCUGACGCAAGAGCUCAAAGAUCAAUGCAAAUCAAGCGAGAUUGCAACAUUUAACCUGAAGGCGUUGGCACGUCAGCAACAGCAACAGGCAGAGGGAAUGGAUGGAGGCGACGCGAACGAUGAACGUCGGACAACAGGUCGCGAUGAGUGGGGUGAGGACGACGGAGCGGAGGCAGUGCGCAGACGUCGACUUGAAGCCGAGGACGAGACUGGAGGAGAGAGAGCCGCAGAGGGUGGUGUAAACGCAGGCUGCGAGGCAAUUGAUGAGGACGACGAUGAGGUGGCGGAGCUUCGUGAAAUCGGUGUCGAUUUGGAGGCAGCUGCAGCCGCAUCGGAGGACCAAGAGGCCGCCGGUGGUGAUGACGAGAUAGACUCAUGGCAGGAUGUUGCUGGACCCUCCACCUCCAAUGCUGCUGCCGAACCGUGCCCUGAGAGGUCCACUUCCGUUUCCAAACCAGUCACUGAGAUCGGCGGCGCAGAGGUGGUCGAAUUGGAACGCGGUGAGGAAGACGAUGAAGACCAUGGCGAAGAACUUGUGCUCGACAGAGAUGUGGUCGAGGUGACGCAGAGCUCUGCAAAGGGCAUGGACUCAAGACGAAUCAAUUUUGUAAUGAGUCUACAUCAUCGCUUCACUGACUACGCUUACGAUACUAGUGAGACUCCGUCAUGGGUGAAAUUGACCAUAUCUAUGUUUGAUCCCAAAGACGGUCGUAUCUCAAUUGAUUUACGCACUCUGGUACAACGCAUUAUCUCAAAGAGUGUGGUCUCCUUUGUUCCAAAUAUUCGAAAAGCUUUCAUUGAUAAAACUGAUCCUAAGGAGUGGAUUCUGCGUGUUGAAGGUGAAAAUAUUAAGGUGCUCUAUCGCUAUGGUGAUGUGUUCGAUCUCAGUCGACUCUACACCAACCACGUACCAGCGAUGCAAGCUCACUUUGGUAUCGAGGCGGCUCGGGCCUCUCUGCAGCGCGAAAUCUCCAGUGUGUUCAGUCACUACGGCAUCAGUGUGAACUCGCGUCAUCUUGGGCUGGUGGCAGACUACCUCACCAAAACCGGUGCUUAUCGCGCCUUUAAUCGACGUACUAUGGACUUCCACCCCUCGCCUAUGCAACGCAUCACUUUUGAAACCGCCACCAAUGUGCUCAAAUCGGACCUCUCCGUACAGUACGAUGGAACGGUUCGCGACUCUGGUGGUUCGGUGAUCCAGUUUCGCUACGGUGACGAUGGCCUUGACGUCUGCCAAUCGACUUUUCUGAAGCCUGAGGGCUUCCAUUUCUUUGCAGAGAAUGCAGAACUGCUGGCAGAGCGUUGGCGUUGCCCCUUAGAUCCUGAGCUCUACCGCAAACUGACCGAGCAAAAUCCCCUCUCUCCGGAACUUGCUCGAAAGGUAGAUGAAGUGGCCGUCAAACGACUCACUAUCUUACAGACAUCGCUUAGCGCCAAGAAGUUGGCCCACUUAAAGAAGCGCAGGGAUCGUGCUCAGCGAAAACUCACCGAAACUGCAUCUUUGAGCACUCUUUCGGAACCUCCCUGUACUAUGGCGGCGGAUCUACGAACCAUUGUUCCGCCUGGAGAGCCAGUGGGUCUAUUAGCGGCCCAGUCAGUGGGUGAGCCCUCUACCCAGAUGACGCUAAAUACCUUCCACUUUGCUGGUCGUGGUGAAAUGAACGUCACUCUGGGCAUUCCUCGCCUUCGGGAGGUGCUGAUGUCCGGUUCUGCGGUUAUCGCCACACCCUGCAUGGAGGUGCCUAUUCUACCCACUUCCGGGGCCAAAUCCAGGGCUGAGCACAUUGCCCGUGAGAUGUACAGGUUGCGUCUUGCUGAGGUUAUCAAAUUGCCCCUCAGCAUGGAGGUUGACUACUCGUCGGACUCAUGUUCGCUCACUUUUAAUCUUCUGCCUCCCUCGUCAUACCAGUCGCGCACUAAUGUCGGUGCCCGUCGCAUCAUUCACUUUUUUGAGCGCGUUCUCUUCGUCGACUUGAGCAAACGCCUGACGCAAGAGCUCAAAGAUCAAUGCAAAUCAAGCGAGAUUGCAACAUUUAACCUGAAGGCGUUGGCACGUCAGCAACAGCAACAGGCAGAGGGAAUGGAUGGAGGCGACGCGAACGAUGAACGUCGGACAACAGGUCGCGAUGAGUGGGGUGAGGACGACGGAGCGGAGGCAGUGCGCAGACGUCGACUUGAAGCCGAGGACGAGACUGGAGGAGAGAGAGCCGCAGAGGGUGGUGUAAACGCAGGCUGCGAGGCAAUUGAUGAGGACGACGAUGAGGUGGCGGAGCUUCGUGAAAUCGGUGUCGAUUUGGAGGCAGCUGCAGCCGCAUCGGAGGACCAAGAGGCCGCCGGUGGUGAUGACGAGAUAGACUCAUGGCAGGAUGUUGCUGGACCCUCCACCUCCAAUGCUGCUGCCGAACCGUGCCCUGAGAGGUCCACUUCCGUUUCCAAACCAGUCACUGAGAUCGGCGGCGCAGAGGUGGUCGAAUUGGAACGCGGUGAGGAAGACGAUGAAGACCAUGGCGAAGAACUUGUGCUCGACAGAGAUGUGGUCGAGGUGACGCAGAGCUCUGCAAAGGGCAUGGACUCAAGACGAAUCAAUUUUGUAAUGAGUCUACAUCAUCGCUUCACUGACUACGCUUACGAUACUAGUGAGACUCCGUCAUGGGUGAAAUUGACCAUAUCUAUGUUUGAUCCCAAAGACGGUCGUAUCUCAAUUGAUUUACGCACUCUGGUACAACGCAUUAUCUCAAAGAGUGUGGUCUCCUUUGUUCCAAAUAUUCGAAAAGCUUUCAUUGAUAAAACUGAUCCUAAGGAGUGGAUUCUGCGUGUUGAAGGUGAAAAUAUUAAGGUGCUCUAUCGCUAUGGUGAUGUGUUCGAUCUCAGUCGACUCUACACCAACCACGUACCAGCGAUGCAAGCUCACUUUGGUAUCGAGGCGGCUCGGGCCUCUCUGCAGCGCGAAAUCUCCAGUGUGUUCAGUCACUACGGCAUCAGUGUGAACUCGCGUCAUCUUGGGCUGGUGGCAGACUACCUCACCAAAACCGGUGCUUAUCGCGCCUUUAAUCGACGUACUAUGGACUUCCACCCCUCGCCUAUGCAACGCAUCACUUUUGAAACCGCCACCAAUGUGCUCAAAUCGGUCAUUCAAGAAAAUUUGGUUGAAAACACCGUUUCGCCGUCCGCCAGCCUCACCGCUGGUCAGCUUACACGCGGUUACGGAACUACUUGCUUUGACCUCUUAUCCCAGCUGUCAAUUUAG